Ostrea edulis (European flat oyster) is the source of this 2626-nucleotide messenger RNA. Its product is annotated as histone-arginine methyltransferase CARMER-like. Gene Ontology annotation, biological process: peptidyl-arginine methylation. Gene Ontology annotation, molecular function: protein-arginine N-methyltransferase activity. The record is from RefSeq and is a predicted model, not a curated record. The transcript has 14 exons. Lineage: Eukaryota; Metazoa; Mollusca; Bivalvia; Ostreida; Ostreidae. Bases 217 to 1956 code for a protein of 579 amino acids.
AAUUUCGUUUCGGUCCUGAACCAUAUAGACUAUUCCAAAACGAAUUCUGUAUGACCAUACAUGUUGUUAAUGGAAAAAUUCAACUAGUUAUGGUUUAAUCGAUAUCAUUCUAUAUAUCUUGAAAACACAAAUACAGAAAUUCUGUUUAAAAUAGAUAUAUUAUUGUAAUUUUUGUUCAUGCCUAUUACCAAAUUUUGAAACACAGUAUACACUGUAAUGGAGAAAAUGGCGUCAACAUUUGACAACGUGCAAGUCGCCGUUCUCACAGAGAAGUACAAUUUCAAGUUUCUAACAGAUGAUCCGCUCAUUCUUGAUAUAUCACACCAAGGAGACUGUGUUAUGCUUCAGUUUCACAAAGAUAAAGUUCCUGUGCACACAUUGUCAGUAAACAACGACACAGAACAUGCCAGACUGGGAUCACAGAGUAUCAUCUUUACACGAGACAAAGACACAACACUCGUUCAUUUUCCUAGUGUUCACAAUAUGAAACAGUUUCAGUUUCGAUUGAAUGAACUGAAAGACGGAUUGAAAUCUGUCUUUAGUGACAGAACAGAUGCAGCUUCAGCAGUUCAGUAUUUCCAAUUUUAUGGAUACCUCUCACAACAACAGAAUAUGAUGCAAGACUAUAUCAGAACAUCCACAUACCAGAGGGCAAUGCUGGCAAACUUAAUAGAUUUCCAUGACAAGGUUGUGUUAGAUGUUGGUGCUGGAUCAGGAAUUCUGUCAUUUUUUGCCGUCCAGGCUGGAGCAAGAAAAGUAUAUGCCAUAGAGGCCAGCAGUAUGGCUACACACUGUCAGACACUGGUUCAACAGAAUAAAUUGUCGGACAAAAUUGUUGUGAUUCCUGGUAAGGUGGAGGAUGUGGAGAUCCCAGAGCCUGUGGACACCAUUAUAUCAGAACCCAUGGGAUACAUGCUGUUUAACGAGAGAAUGCUGGAAAGCUACCUUCAUGCUAAGAAAUGGCUGAAGCCCAGAGGAAAGAUGUUUCCUUCUCAGGGAGACCUACAUAUAGCCCCGUUCACAGAUGAAGCCCUUUAUCUGGAGCAGUUCUCUAAGGCUAAUUUCUGGUAUCAGCAAUCAUUCCAUGGAAUUGAUUUGUCAAGCUUACGCAGUGCAGCUGUCAAAGAAUACUUCACACAGCCCAUAGUGGAUACUUUCGAUGUGAGGAUAUGUCUGGCAAAAUCUGUCAAGCACACAGUAGACUUCCAGACAGCAGAGGAGACUGACCUACACAACAUUGAGAUCCCCCUCACCUUCAGCAUGCAUGAGUCGGGUCUUGUUCAUGGUCUUGCCUUCUGGUUUGAUGUGGCCUUUUUGGGAUCAGUAGAGCCUGUUUGGUUAUCAACAGCCCCGACAGAGACUCUCACACACUGGUAUCAGGUUAGGUGUCUAGUGGAAACACCUGUACUGGUCAAGCAGGGACAGACUCUCAAUGGAAAAUGUGUGCUGAGGUGCAACAAAAGACAGAGUUAUGAUGUUGAUAUUGAACUGAACAUCCCAGGAACAACCUCGAAGUCCACAAACACACUGGAUCUUAAAAAUCCAUUUUUUCGUUACACGGGUCAGGCACCAGCUGCUCCUCCUGGGGUCAACAACACCUCCCCCACGGAAACCUACUGGAAUAAUUUGGCUACGGGUCAGACUGUGUACAUGAAUGGACUGGUUAACGGGGAUAACAAUACUGCACAGCUUCUAACUCACCAGGGAGUUAUUCAACAAAAUCUCAUCCCAGUCUCUGCUCCCAUCAACCCAGGGGGUAUACCAAGUGUUUUAAAUUUGACAUCAAAUGCCCAUAGGACAUCAGUCGGGGCUGGAAUAAGUCCAGUCAACUUCACACAAUCACAGAGUUCCAUGCCAGCAAAUUUUCCAGUCAGUAAUCAGUUUAUGAUUGGGGAUUAUGUGAUGCCAGGAAAUGUCCUCUAUCCGUCACAGUCACGGAAAUCAGAAGCAGUGUGAAGGAGACAAUGGUCACAGGACCAUACAAACAGUUGCACAGUAUCUGUGUGUUUUACUGUAUAACGUCAUUAUCAUUGGAUCUCUUCCUCUGUGCUCAAGGAUGUCUGUAUGAUGUGUUGUGUCCAGGUUCUGAUGGAAAUUGUACCAAAGCCUUACAGAAUGUAGUUCUGUAUUGUUUAUGGAAUUAGAAUAGUCGAUACUAAAAACUGCAUUUACUUUUCUGUUGAGUGUUCAAACUAUGUUGGAAAUUUUUACCUUUCUGCUGAGGUAACAGAGAUGAUGAUGUGAGAGACACAACAUAUACAAUACACAAUGUGUAGCCAAGUAUAGAACAUUGUGAUAUGCAUGAUCAAAUGGAAACAAUAUACUGGAUAUUAAAAUGAAUAAAUCCGAUUGGCAUUUAUUUAUCUUGUGAAAAGAAAAUUUCACUUGUACAGAGUUCCUGGCCUUUUCAAGAGCACAUUACGCCAUGAUUUUACAUGAUUUAAAUAUCGUAUAUACGUGUACAUACACCGUGUUUUAAAGUUUUAGGCUGCUAUUGCCUCUGUUUAGUUGAUCUGGUCUGUGCUCUAGAGUUACUGCAAAUGUUCACUGAUGCAGUUCAUAUAAUCUCUUAUAUUGCACUACCAGUAUUUGUAUCUUCUUUAGAUAUUAAAAUUGUUAAAUCCAA